GAAAAGCUGGAUAACAGAGCAUGUUUUCAUUCUCAACCUUGCCAUGCCUUUCAUUUUACCCGUUUGCCCUUAAUUGUUCAAAUAUUCUCAAUGCAGCCCUCCUUAAUUCGUCGGCCAAGAAGUUUCCAUUUCCCAUGGCCCAACACAGACGCACCACUUGACAUCCCUUGACGCCGUCAUUUCAUUCAAACCGCGUUGAUGUCCCUGAACUACGUCCCCUUUUCCCACACCAAAUCCGCUUAACAACCACCACCCUUUCUCACCCACCUCCUCACGGCUCACUCCUCCCUUCCUCUCUCUCUUUCUCUCUCUCUCUCUUCAUCCAUGGCCGCUAGACGUAUCCCUUCUUCCCUCCUCCUCUUCCUCCUCUCCCUCAUCUCUGCCGCGACCUCAGCCGCCCAGGCGCCGUCGACGAGGAACAUCCAGGUGCAAUUCCCCUCCUUCCCCGCCCCCGCCUUCCAAAUCCCCCCUCCUCCGCCGCCGGCGCAGGCUCCGGCCCCGGCUUCGACUCCCCCGCUGCCACAAUCCAGCACUUCCAGAGUGAGGGUCGCCGUCGCCAUCACCGCCUCCAGCAGCAUCGCCCUCUGCGCUCUUCUUUUUGCGGGCUUCUUCUUCCUCGCCCAGCGCCUCCAGGUCAGAGUCGGCGAUGGCGCCCUCCCCGAGCGCUCAGAUUCGGCACCUAAGGGUCAGACCGCGUCGGGCGGAAUUGUUGACGAGAAUGGGCUGGACGCCAUCUACUGGCGCGAGUUCAACGAGAAGAGGUGCCCCUUCUGCCAUAACGAGUUGGAUGCCUCUGAAGUCCGGGAACAAGGCGAUAGUGGCGGUGGCGGUGGCGGUGGGGAUGCUGAUGGAUCGUCCCCGGAAAAUCCGGGGAGGGUACAAGAAAGGCCGUUGCUUCCCGCCGGCAGCAUCAGCUCAUCGCAGUCGUUUUCUUCGGAGCAGAGCACGCCGUCUGUGUUCUCCUUUGCCGCCGUCCGAACCGCUGGGAGCGCGAAGCAUAUGGGUGUUUCCCGCCAGGAAUCAGCCACUCGGUCAGCGGGAAGAUCGAAUUCGGAGUCUUCGUUAUCAUCGGCAGCGCUACCGCCUCCGUCUCUUCCUCCCCAUCGACCGACGAUGACAUCAAUCGCGGCCUCUGUGCCCCUGCCAGCUUCGGAAUCAAACGCGCCUCCACCUCGACAACCACCGGCGACGACCAAAUCGAGCGCGGCCCCUCCAGCACCUCCUCCCCCACCGGUCGCGAAAUCAAUUCCCGCGGGCCCACCUCCACCACCUCCUCCUCCAGGGAAAACCCCACCCGCAGCUCCAUCACGCCCUCCAUUGCCUCCGCCGGCCCCACCAACCGGCGGCGGCCGUACAGCCAUCGGCCCCUCAGCGAUGCCGCCGCAGUCGUCGGCCGCGGCGGCGGCGAAGAAGCUGAAACCGCUUCACUGGGACAAGAUGAACCCGGACAACGCCCAACACUCCAUGGUCUGGGACAAGAUCACGGACGGUUCAUUCAGAUUCGAUGAGGACAUAUUGGAAGUCCUGUUUGGCACGAUGGCCACCAACCGGAAGUCCCCCGCCGGCGGUAAAGCUGGCGGUGCUUCCGGCAAUUCCGGCCCCAGCACGCAGACAACCGUGAUCUCCUUUCUGGACCCGCGCAGGUCGCAGAACAUCGCUAUCGUCCUCCGCUCACUGUCCCUGAGCCGCUCGGACAUCCUCGACGCCCUCGUCGAGGGCCGCGGCCUCCCCGUUGAAGUCCUCGAGCGCCUCACCAAGGUAGCCCCUACCGAGGAGGAGGCGGCGUUGAUCCGUAGCUACGACGGCAACCCCGGCAAGCUCACUGAAGCGGAUUCCUUCCUCUUCCACAUCCUCCGCGCUGUCCCCUCCCCGUUCGCCCGCUUCAACGCCAUGCUCUUCCGGGCCAACUACGAGCACGAGGUGGCGCAGCUGCGGCAGUCGCUCCAGACGAUGGAGGCGGCGUGCAAGGAAAUGAAGACCCGCGGCCUUUUGCUCAAGCUACUGGAAGCGGUCCUCAAAGCCGGCAACCUCAUGAACGCCGGCACGGCCCGUGGCAACGCCCAGGCCUUCAACCUCUCCGCCCUCUGCAAGCUCUCCGACGUGAAGAGCGCCGACGGGAGCACGACGCUGCUGCAGUUCGUGGUGGAGGAGGUCGUCCGGUCGGAGGGCAAGCGGCUUGUUGUCAAACGCAACCAUAGCUUCGGCCCGACGACCCUGGACCGCACCACGAGCCACAGCGGCGCCUCCGGAACGAGGGAGGAAAGGGAGAAGGAGUACAUCAAGCUGGGCUUGCCCAUCGUCGGGGGGAUCAGCGACGAGUUCUCCAGCGUCAAGAAGGCGGCCAGCAUCGACCCCGACGCCCUCGCAGGUACCUGCUCCUCUCUAACCGCCCGCCUGGCUGAGAUUCAGCAGUUCCUGGGCACGUGCGGCAACGACGGGUUCACGAGGGAGAUGCGGGAGUUCGCGGCGGCGGCGGCGGAGGAUCUGCGGGCGGCGAGAGCAGAGCAGGGGCGGGUGAUGGAGCUGGUGAGGGGCGUCACGGACUACUACCAGCCGGGAUCCUCCAGGGCGAAGGGAAGCCACCCGAUGCUGCUGUUCGUCAUCGUGAGAGACUUCUUGAACAUGGUCGACAAGACCUGCGUCGACAUCGCCCGCAACCUGCAGACGAAGAAGAAGCCGCAGCAGGCGGAAGCGUCGGGGAGUCAAAGGAAACCAGUGGCGCGGUUUCCCUGCUUGCCGCCGAACUUCUUGUCGGAAAAUCCCAAGUCGGAAUCGAGCAGCGACGACGAUGAGGCCGGAUCGUGACAGGGGAUCGAGACAACGAUCACAAGGACAAAGGCCUGUUAAGCAUUCGAUUAUUGGCAGCAUUGAUUCUUUUUUUAGAGAAAUUUUUAAAUUCGUCUCGAAUGUUGUUCAUGCAAAUUAAUGCCGUGAUUAAAAUAUAAAUUUUGUACAUUUGUACAUCAAUUCCCAAUAUGAUUAAAACGAACUUGUGAUGGAUUGUCCUCAGAA
Messenger RNA from Zingiber officinale, 3012 nucleotides. RefSeq names its product formin-like protein 16. Lineage: Eukaryota; Viridiplantae; Streptophyta; Magnoliopsida; Zingiberales; Zingiberaceae. The coding region runs from base 325 to 2805 and encodes 826 amino acids. Gene Ontology annotation, molecular function: actin filament binding. Gene Ontology annotation, biological process: actin cytoskeleton organization; actin nucleation. The transcript has 2 exons. The record is from RefSeq and is a predicted model, not a curated record.